CCUCUCUCCCAAACUCUCUCCCGCCUCUGUCUCUGUUAAACAGGAUGCUGCUACUUCGUUUGCGGUGCCAACAGCUGAGGUCUGCUUCCUGAGUUUCCUUCCAGCCUGAGAGAGUUACAGGAACAGAAAGGAAGUGUGUGUUUGUGUGAAGGCAAGGGACAUUGUGUCAUGUACGUUUGUUAGAGAGAGCAAAAGAAAAGAGAGAGAGAGAGACUAUGGAAUGCUGUGAUAUCACCAGCUAAGUCAUACACAAAGGCACACACAAGCACUCACUCUCACUCCUAGUAAAGUCUACCGUGGAGCGUCUGCACCCAGCUCGUGUCCAGUUUAUGGCUGCUAAUUAGUGAUGAGAGCUUGUGUGUGGUGAACGGACCGAGCUGGGCUUCAUCAUCUUUACCACCGUCAUCCUUGUACUGAAGGACUGUUGCUGAAUCUCAGGAUAAAAUCAGGUGAACCACACACACGGCCAUGCUGCAGCAGAUCUUGAACGACAUGUACAUCGACCCGGAUGUGCUGGACGCUCUGAACGACGAGCAGAAGAAGACGCUCUUCCUGAAGAUGCGCGAGGAGCAGGUGCGACGCUGGAAGGAGCGUGAGGAGAAGCUGGAGAGGGAACCACUCAAGCCCAAACCAAAGACAGCUAAUAGCAAGAGUGUCAGUUGGCUGCUGGGACGAGAUGGAGACGUGCAGGUCAUUGUCAUUGGAGAGAUGGAUGAGCUCAAAUCCUCCAAGAUCAUCUAUUCAGGGUUUGGAGAGAGAAAAACUGUCAGCGUCCUCAACAAUUCACACAACCAGCCCAGCACUUUAAAGAGCAACUUGAUAAACCGAACAACAACGGAACCUGUACGAUCAGGGCAAGAAAACCUUCCUCCCAAAGCACACUCAGGAGUUCAGCUGAACUUUAAGGACAACAGUGACAAAGAAUUAAGAACUCUGGCGCCUCCACAGAUGCUUGUAAAUGAAGAAAAGCCAUCAGCACCUUCAGAAAAUGUAUCCCAUCAGCCUCAGGAGUCCAAAGAGGAGGCUGAGUCAGUACACUCGGAGGAUGACUCAGCACUCUUGUCCUCAAUUUGCUAUCGGGCCCACUCGAGAUCUUGCCUCCUGACACCCUCGGCUCUCAGCAGACCUGGCUAUAUGGACAUGGAGGACAGAACGACCAGUCAGCUACCUGACACCUCCAGACUCCAUCCCCAAGACCUCCGCGCCACUCAACCCCCCUCCCCACCUCCCCCUCUCCCCCUGGCAGCCGUGACCCCCCCGCGGCCUGGCUCAGCGCACAGACGUGCCGCUCCGGAAUUCUGCCCUCUGCCCCACUUCUAA
Messenger RNA from Sinocyclocheilus anshuiensis, 1320 nucleotides. Its product is annotated as SH2 domain-containing protein 4A-like. Gene Ontology annotation, cellular component: cytoplasm. The record is from RefSeq and is a predicted model, not a curated record. Lineage: Eukaryota; Metazoa; Chordata; Actinopteri; Cypriniformes; Cyprinidae. The transcript has 7 exons. Bases 469 to 1320 code for a protein of 283 amino acids.